AUGGAAGUGAUUCAGUGUUCUGAAUAUUUUGGGAAAAGAAAUGAGCCCGUUGCAUUUCAAUACUCGCGAAUCAUAUUCCAACGCGAUGGUCUCCUCUAUGAAGGUCGUUCAGCCAGUCGGUAUCGUUCAAAGUCAGAGAUCAAAGAACAGGAACUAUAUGAAACCACCUCCAUUCCAGUUGAAAAUCUCCAUCCGGAUUUUGAAAGCAGCUUCACCAAAGCGUGCAAUUAUCUAGAUCCCAUCGAGUGGUACGUCAAGCGCCAGAGCUUAUCACAUUACGACCCCCAAAACCCGGAUCGACUCAAAGAUCAGACGAUUGAGGAAGUGAAAACCUGUGAAUAUCUCAAAGAAAGUCCUCACCCUAACAUUGCGGUGUAUCACGGGUGCGAAGUGAAGGAAGGCAAAAUAACAGGGCUUUGCUUUCAAAAAUAUGGUGAAACCCUGAUGGAAAGAGUGAACCCGAUGAAACUCAGCAAACAGCUCUUCCCGAUGAAAGUAGGUGGUGGUGUCCUCUCGCCGCACACGGAGCGAUGGUUCGACAGCAUUGAGAGCGGCAUCCGGCACCUUCAUACGCUCGGAAUCGUCCAUAAUGACAUCAAUCCCUCCAACAUUAUGUUCGAUGGCGAUACCCCGGUUAUAAUUGAUUUCGGCUCCUGCAGGCCGAUAGGCCAUCAUAUCGGUAUGGUUGGGAGGACAUACGAAUGGCACGACAGCAACAUCAUGGAAGCCAAGCCAAGCAAUGAUUUGGAUGCUCUGGAGGAAAUGAGGUGCUGGCUACGCGGACGUGUUGAAGGGUUCAGGUUUUAG
This is a messenger RNA of Aspergillus terreus NIH2624, 807 nucleotides long. RefSeq lists its product as uncharacterized. Gene Ontology annotation, biological process: protein phosphorylation. The record is from RefSeq and is a predicted model, not a curated record. The coding region runs from base 1 to 807 and encodes 268 amino acids. NCBI's taxonomy places the organism in Eukaryota, Fungi, Ascomycota, Eurotiomycetes, Eurotiales, Aspergillaceae. Gene Ontology annotation, molecular function: protein kinase activity; ATP binding. The transcript has a single exon.